GAGUGUUUGUAAAGCGACUAAUUAGGUUUUUGGACCGGAUCGCACUUUGGGUUGGCAACAGUGAUGGGAACGUCAACCGGUGACAUAACCUCAAAAUUUCGUUUUUUUUUCAGUCGAGUUUUUUUGAAUUUUUUGAAUAAAAACACACCAAAGGCGCGUUUUUCGUUAAUCAGUGAGUUACAACUAACCGGACUGCGUAAUUUCGUGUUAAUUAAUGACAAAAACCGAAUUUAGUCAAGUGCCAACAAGUCAAUUUUUUUCCUAGAUAAGUAGCACACACUUAAUUGGGAAUAUGCGUUGAUAGAUAAGUGAAACUUGGCUCGAGAGUGUCCAAAUAAUGUUAGUAAAAUGCCCACGAGUUAAACGCAUCUACUUGAAAGUUUUUACGGCGGUGUUUAUUAUCGCAAUUUUAAUACUUUUUUUGCAACAUUUCAACGAAAAACUUCCGACUAAACCUGUAUCAAAGUUGGCCAGACUUUACGAGAAACAAAUUAGGGAUUAUGAGAGGAAGAUUAUCCCCAAUUUGGGGCACAACGGCGAGGCGGCGUUUCUGGAGGGCCAGGAUGCCAAAGAGGGAGAAAAGGCUUUGAAAAAAUUCGCACUUAAUACGGUCCUGAGUGACAGGAUGCCGUUAGAUAGGAAAUUAAGGGACCCAAGAAAUCCUAAAUGCAAGACUUUUACGUAUAACCCGAAACUGAAAGCUUCUGUUGUUGUGAUAUUUUAUAACGAGCUUUUGAGCGUUAUUUUGAGGACCGUCUGGAGCGUGAUUUUACAAACGCCCAAAGAGUUACUGGAGGAAAUUAUUCUAGUGGACGAUGCAAGCACUGAAGAAAGCCUCAAAGGCCUUCUGGAUUAUUACAUCGAGACCCGCCUCUCCUCGACCAAACUCCGCCUCAUCCACCUCAAAACUCGCAUGGGUUUGAUUCGUGCCCGCCUCCAAGGGGCGCGCAUUGCCACAGGGGACGUCCUCAUUUUCCUGGACGCCCACUGUGAGGCGACCACUGAUUGGAUGGAACCCCUCCUUUCCCGCAUUGAACAAGAACCAACCGCCGUCCUUGUACCAAUCAUCGACGUGAUUGAAGCCAACACCUUGGCUUAUUCAACCAAUGGCGACACGUCGUACCAAGUGGGCGGGUUUUCGUGGUCCGGUCAUUUCACCUGGAUUGACAUCCAGAACGAAGAAGACAAACAUAAACUGACUCCGGUCAAGUCACCAACAAUGGCCGGGGGUUUGUUUGCCAUAGACCGGAAGUUUUUCUGGGAAAUUGGGUCUUACGAUGAACAGAUGGAUGGCUGGGGUGGGGAGAAUUUGGAAAUGAGUUUCCGGAUAUGGCAGUGUGGGGGACGUCUGGAAACGGUGCCUUGUUCCAGGGUUGGGCACAUUUUCCGGGAUUUUCACCCGUAUUCCUUCCCGGAUAACAAGGACACCCAUGGGAUUAAUACGGCGCGACUUGCCCAUGUGUGGAUGGAUGAUUACAAGAGGUUUUUUUUCAUGUACCAACCAGCUUUGGAGAAUAAUCCAGUGGUUGGGGAUUUGACACAUCGUAAGCAAUUGAGGCAAAAAUUAAGAUGUAAGAGCUUCAAAUGGUAUUUGGAAAAUGUCUAUCCCGAAAAAUUCAUCCCGGAUGAGAAUGUCUACGCCCAUGGGCAGGUCCAGAAUGAUUAUGGGAUGUGUCUGGAUGACCUCCAGCUAGGGGAGGAUAAAAUCGGGCCUUUGGGACUGUACCAGUGCCACCCAUAUUUGGCAAUGUCGCAGUAUUUCUCCCUGAGUUUUAAAGGUGAGCUGAGGAAGGAGAAUUUCUGUGCCGAAACGUUUGGCGUGCGAGAGGUACAAUUGACGGAAUGUCAUGGUCAUAAAAGGGAACAAUUUUGGAUGUUUUAUAAAAAUGGAACAAUCUAUAAUCCCACGUCUGGGAAAUGCCUAAGUAGUGCUGGAGUGGAAAAUGGAAAAGGAGUCCUUGUGGAAAAUUGUGCCGAUAGUAUUUUCCAGAAAUGGAGUUUUACGAAUGUUAAUCGAACCGCUCUUGUGGUGUAAUUAAAUAUUGUGAUAAUUUAGAAGAACGGGUUUAGGAGACAGGUCAAGGUCUUUGUAUGUCUAUCACGUAUGUUAAAGUGGUGCUCUUCCUAUAAGUAUAAAUGUACAGUAAUCGCCUGUAACUAUUACUCGUUGGUUUGUUUAAUAAACAAAUUUAUUUUU
Molecule: messenger RNA, 2197 nt
Organism: Tribolium castaneum (red flour beetle)
Lineage: Eukaryota; Metazoa; Arthropoda; Insecta; Coleoptera; Tenebrionidae
Product: polypeptide N-acetylgalactosaminyltransferase 1
Exons: 3
Coding region: 338-2035 (565 amino acids)
Biological process (GO): protein O-linked glycosylation
Cellular component (GO): Golgi apparatus
Molecular function (GO): polypeptide N-acetylgalactosaminyltransferase activity
Source: RefSeq, a predicted model, not a curated record